AGGAAUGGAGUAACACCCAGGUGUGCACAUUCAGAUCACCAGGGAAAGAGGUUUUAAAAUAUAGAUGCUAUAUUUACGUUUCACCUCAAAGUAAGUUGUUGCAGCAAUGGUGUAAAAUCAUUGGAAACAGCUGUGUCAAUUUCAUCAACACCCACACUUUGCACUGACAGCAGACGUUGGGCACUUUCAUGUAAUCUUGCAAUCAGCCUGACCUCAUACUUUUCAGAUCUCAGCAUACAGACUCUGGGCCAUAUGUUAGCAGAUUUGUUUCACCCUGCUCUGCCGGAUGCCAACAUCAAGUCCUCACAGCAAGGAGGCUGGUUUUGCACACAUCACAACAAAAAGAUUAGAACAGAGAGAAGUGCCAUGUCCAGGCGAGUUGUGGGUCCAACAGAUUCAUCCUACAAACUAUUCCCUGUUCUGUUGAUCGUAGGAUGGAUUGUCGGUUGCAUAGCUGUUGUCUACUUCGUCUUCAUUUUUGCUUGGAAAAGUGGUAUGUGAGGAAGAAAUUCAAUUCAUCACAGAAAAUAACUUCUCCUUCCAGAGGACACGGG
Oreochromis niloticus (Nile tilapia) is the source of this 554-nucleotide messenger RNA. It is a transcript of the gene strit1, whose product is annotated as small transmembrane regulator of ion transport 1. Bases 253 to 501 code for a protein of 82 amino acids. The transcript is spliced from 4 exons. The record is from RefSeq and is a predicted model, not a curated record. Lineage: Eukaryota; Metazoa; Chordata; Actinopteri; Cichliformes; Cichlidae. Gene Ontology annotation, biological process: regulation of slow-twitch skeletal muscle fiber contraction; regulation of ATPase-coupled calcium transmembrane transporter activity.